AUGCCUCCCCGGGUAGAUUUACGCGCAACAGGCACGUCCUUGAAGCCAUGGGCGCCCAGGAAGACCAGUGCUCCAAGUUCGAAAGAUUUGAGCAGAACCUCCCAAAGUCUGUCCACACGUCCAACCUUGAGGGAGGCCGUUUGCGAAGAGGAGGUGCUCCAGUCAGACGUCAUGCCCUUGAGCUGUAUCCACGAAGAGGAAGAUGAGGAGACUUCAAGUCCUAGUCAUGCUUCACGACGUGGGCCUGGCUACAGGGGCACGUCCUCCUCUGCGAAGGAGACAUUGACCGAGGUUGUGGAGCCCCUUGAUGAGAACCUGAACAGGCUGCAGCGGAAGGUGGCUUCCAUGCUCGAGAUGCAAAGGCGUUCAAGCUCUCAAGAGGACCUGAAAAGUCACAGCUCACGUGCCGAAUCAGAGCUCAAGCGUCAUGAACGGAGAGUUCAGGACGAGCCUGUAGUUGCGGAUCAUCCGCAAUAUACCGUGGAAGACCCUGUCGAGUCUCGUCCGUGGGCAAGCUGCGCUUCGCAGCUCAAUACCCGCGCCGCAGGAAGCGGCACGCAAUGCACGCAGUAUCGGGAGCUCCUGGCAGAGCAUUACAAGCAGCAGCUGCAAAUGCUUGACGAAGAGGAGGCUGAGUUGCAACACCAGAUGCGGCUUCGCCAGCAACUCCGCGUCGAAUUGCACGAGGAGCAGGAGAGAUGUGAAGAAGCUGCAAGGACUGCUGAGCUGGCAGAAGCUCAACCAGGUGCACAUGUCGAAGACAGGCAACUGGAGCUGUUACGGAGCUUAGAAGAGCAGCUUCGAAUCAGCGAAGAGCGACGGCUGGAGUUGGAACGUGAGAAUCGCGUGCUCCAAUCACGGAUUCAAAAGACCCCGUCUACGAACAAGCCAUGUGGAGCCAUGCCUCGACGAGAACCUCCAAAGGAGGGAAAGGAGCUUUCAAGGAGGGAAAGGUCGCCAUCCUCUCAGUCGGCUUUUGAAAGGUCCCCACCGGCCACGGCGACGGCGACUCCAGCGGUCUUCAGAGCAGCUUCUCCACGCACACAGGACAAUAGUCACCGCCAGGCCAAGCCCUGCUCACCACCACCGCCUUCUCCCGCGACAGACUGCCGCGACUUCGGGAAGAGGGCCGUGACAACCAGAGGAGUUGCCAAGUUUCAGCAUCCGCGCCCCGCCCGUGUUGUGUUGCCUGCGCGACGCUCGAGUCGUCCGCGUUCAGCUCCUCAGGUCGACAAGAUGCAAGGUGCUCGGCCAGCGAAAGGUCCAGCCCCAACGGUGAAGCUUACGCCGCGAGUGGAAGCGAGUGGAUUCGACGGACGCCUCAAGGAGGCUGCGGCUCCCCUUUCCAGCCGAGCUCGAUUGCCAAGCCCGACGGCGAAGAUGUCUGAGACUACGAUGGCUCCAGACAGCCCGCGGACGAGUUCGCCUGAGGGGCGGACCACGCUCAGUGAAGGCAGUCCUGCUGCGGUGCCCACCUCGAUAUAUGCUGAUGUCCAUGUGCAACAAGAAGCCCUGCCAUCUCAGGGAGCGUUUUCACACUUGGCCAGGGCAGAAUUACCAACAUGGGCGAUGCCUCAAGUGAUGCCAGCCAGCACGAAGAUACAGCUCGGCUCUUGUCAUGACUCUUCGACAGGAGCGGCAGAGACGCUAUACUCGCCUCCGAAGCCGAGGCUGUGCUCCGGGAAGGGCCUCGUGUGGCCCUCCUUAGAUCUUUCGUGGGGAGAGGGCCCUGCGAGCGCUGAAGCGCGACGAGCUGUGCAGCCUUCUUUGGCAGCUCGUGAGGGUUCUACUACCCCGACUGAUUAUGCCGCUGGCAGGUCGCAGGCGAUGUGGGUGGCGCAUCUUGCGCACGAGCGUUCGGGCACUGGUCGAGCCGGGAGCCCACUUCAAGAUCGAGGACUCCUCCGUUCUGCUUCGAUGGCAUGUACAUCUGCUCGUGCAGCAAGCCCCCAAAAACAGAGCUUGGUGCCCGCUGACUUCACCGAGCCAUUGGCGGUGUCACCGUCCCCUUCAAGCGCAAGGAUCUCGUCCCUCGUGCGCUCGUCUUCGACUCCGCUGGUUGGACAGUCAAGGUUUUCAGCCAAGGCUUCGCACCCAGGCCUGAAACUGCCAGCUUGA
Symbiodinium sp. CCMP2456 is the source of this 2118-nucleotide messenger RNA. Lineage: Eukaryota; Dinophyceae; Suessiales; Symbiodiniaceae. The record is from the annotation of a GenBank genome assembly.